UAUAAUUUAAAAAAUGAUGGCAUCCUAUGAGAUUGUUCACUCAGAUUCCUUAGUAUAGUUAAUGAAUUCCUCAUAUGAACUUGAUCAAAUGACAAAUAAAUGGAUGUUUGGAGAGUAAGAUUAAUAGUAAGCUUCCCCUCCACACAAUGAUCAUAUAAGGAAAUGUAGACCUUAUGAAAAACAUAACUCAUCAAUCCUCAAGAAUAAUCAAGACUUAUUUAAUGUAAACUUUUCUAAAAGUGUAUAUGUAAAUAAAAUAAGCUCUUUGAUUGAAAUAGCUCCCCAUCAUCAAGAAUCUUCAAUGGCAUUUAAAAAAGAGUAAAAUAUUAUAAUAUACAAUAUAGAUAAAAGAAUUAUAUUAAAACGAAGAAAUAGUUAGAUAAAGAUAAUGGAUUCUCCUAAGAAGAACAAGUCUAUGAUGAUAGUAAUAAAAUAAAGUUGGCAAAAAAUCGAUAAUCAGCAAGAGAUUCAAGAAAGCGAAAGAAAAUAUAUGUAGAACUUCUUGAGUUGAAAGUAGCUGAACUUAGUAAAUAAAUCGAAGUUCUCUAAAAAAACGUUGAAUAACAGAAUAUUUUUAUAAAUCAUUGUGUCAAGAUACCCUCACUCGUAUUAAAAUUUUAUUACUAAAAUUAGAUAUCAGAUUUUAAUUUGAGUUAUUAAAAUUAAUUCUAAAUUUUAAGUUAGAAUAUCACAAAAAAGCAAUUGUAAAUUUUAGAUGAUGAAUUUGGAGUUAAUUCAGAGAGAAGAGAUAGUUUGUGUAAUAUCAUUUUCAAUACUCUGGUUGAUCAUAUAUUACCUUAUGAUUUAAAGAAAACAAUCGAAACAGCUUUAAACAGUAAUUAAUCUUUUUAAUAAAUUAGAUCUUGGCAUAUUCAAAGUAGGAGAAUAAUAAGAGAUUAAAUAAUUGAUAGAAUUUUAAUAACAGUUUACCUAACAAUAUAAGAAAUUUGAAUUGUAAUAAUUUUAAAUAAUUUAAUAAAUAGAGCUGCUUAUGAUAUGGCAAAGUCAUAUGAAUACAUAAAAAGAGAGGCAGGAGGACUUGAAAAGCUAAAAAUGUAGUUGAUAUAACUUUUGGGUCCUUAAAAAUAUGUAAAAAACAUUCUUGAGAUUCAACAAGUUCAUUAAUAAAUAAUAGUGAAAGAAGAAGAUAUGAAUUAGAAAGGUUAUUCAAAAUAUGAAUUAUGAACUCGAU
Messenger RNA from Paramecium sonneborni, 1192 nucleotides. The record is from the annotation of a GenBank genome assembly. NCBI's taxonomy places the organism in Eukaryota, Ciliophora, Oligohymenophorea, Peniculida, Parameciidae.